Aspergillus fijiensis CBS 313.89 is the source of this 697-nucleotide messenger RNA. RefSeq lists its product as uncharacterized. The record is from RefSeq and is a predicted model, not a curated record. The transcript has a single exon. NCBI's taxonomy places the organism in Eukaryota, Fungi, Ascomycota, Eurotiomycetes, Eurotiales, Aspergillaceae. Bases 171 to 569 code for a protein of 132 amino acids.
AAUGAGUGCCAACCACAAACCCAGUAUAGAAGCGGAGAAGCACAGAUAUAGCAUCAGCCUGCAUUAGCCCCUAUCCAUCAGGGCUUUGACAAGGCCUCGCAACAUUGGGUUGCUCUGUUGCCCUCGCUACUACCAUUGAAGGAGAUGGAGCAUACGGUGUCGCCAAGCGUAUGAUCUUUUUGAUCCACCAAGUGCGACAGAAGAGGAGACACUUGGUCUGGGCGUUGACGCUUGCAGAUCCAACAAUGGGCCCCUCGCGAGAGACGCGGCGAAUUAGGAGGGCGAGCAAGUGUAAACAACCUGAGGGAGGAGACAUACCACCUGCCAAGAUUGCAGUUCUGGUCCACAGUCCAGGCAUCAUCGAAGGUAGGGAGUGGGCUGGAUGCCGAGGAAUUGGAUGGGACCAAGAUCUACCCUUUUUCAGUCUCGGCUUUGCUGAAAGUGUAUGGUUCUGUGACAGUGGGUCACAAUUGCAGGGACAACGUCAGCAGCCAGUCAUUCCAUCAAGUUUCAAGCUGUGGAAUGUGUACGCCAUCUCUGUUGCUGUCUACAAGUGGCGCAUGUCAUAGCAUGAUGUGAUUUCUGCAGCAGUCUCUUUGAAAGAGAGCUAGAGAUAAUGAUCAAUGGUCAGGUGGAUACCAGCUGCCUAGAGAAAGUCGUAGUUUGCUUUCGAAACUGCCGAGGAAUCUAAAUUUGA